AUGGAGUGCGGGAAUCUGAGGCACGACGAGUGUUUACAUCCGAUCGCUCGAGAAGAGGUGUGGAUGUUUGGAUUUACAUGUGAACUGUGUAGAGCGAAGCUGUACUGUGUGGAUGCCGACACGUUGCUCACCAUGUCUCUGCCUGAGACGACAAAACUUCCUAUGCCACUGCAACCGACGCCACCACACCAGACGCCACCUCAACAGACGCCACCACACCAGAUGCCGCCGCAGCCGACGCCACCACACCAGACUACGCCGCAGCCGAUGCCAUCACACCAGACGCCGCGACAACUGACACCACCACCACAGAUGCCACCACAACAGAUGCUGUUGCAACCGACGCCACCAUCCCAGAUGCCGCCACAAUCAAUACCACCACACCAGACACUGCAAAAUCAGACGCUGCCACAACCGACGCCUCCACCACAGACGCCACCACAACCGAUGCCGCCGCAACCGCCGACGCAACAGACGCCACCAUCCCAGACGCCGCCUCCAACGUCGCCGCCUCCAGCUGACAAGUGGAUUGCUGGUGCGACGCUGGGCAGCAUCGUCAGCGAGACAACGCACUUCAAGACUGCUAUUGCAACGCCAUUGCAUGUCGCAGCCGAGAUGCCGCCCCCGACGCCGUCCGAGAUGCCGCCACCACCGCCUGCUGAGAAAGCUACCGGUGCGGUGCUGCGUCUCACCUGGACACCAUCACCAUGCUUUCCGGACAGCCAACAGGUAGCCGAAGCAAUCACAUACCAUGACAUGACCAUCACGCCGCCCCCAUGGCAACAGGAGCGGCCCAUGAAGGUGCUGCGCCACCGCCCACCACGGAGAGUGCGCCACUGCCACACGCCACACGCGCUGAUGAAGGCGCAGACACACCACCGCCGCCCGCCAUGCAAGCCACAUGGGGCGCGCCGCCACCUGCUGCUGAAGGCACCGCCACACCACCGCCACCCACCAUGCAAGCCACCUGGGGCGCGCCGCCACCUGCUGCUGAAGGCACCGUCACACCACCACCGCCCACCACGCGUGACACCUGUGGCGCGCCGACACCUGCUGCUGAAGGCACUGCCACACCACCACCGCCCGCCACGGGUGACACCUGGGGCGCGCCGACACCUGCCGCUGAAGGCAACGCCACACAACCGCUGCCCCCAUGGCAACAUGCAUGGGGGGGAGACGCGGGCGCUCAGGCGCGGCAGGGGAGUGGGAGUUAGUCGUCGCCAGGACUUUGCAGACAGCGGUCACGAGAGUGUCAUCACUCCGCGCUAG
Bacillus rossius redtenbacheri is the source of this 1269-nucleotide messenger RNA. RefSeq lists its product as uncharacterized. Lineage: Eukaryota; Metazoa; Arthropoda; Insecta; Phasmatodea; Bacillidae. The record is from RefSeq and is a predicted model, not a curated record. The coding region runs from base 1 to 1269 and encodes 422 amino acids. The transcript is spliced from 2 exons.